UAACUAGUGACGACCUUUUUGCCACGGCUCCCUGGUUCAUGUUUUGUUAGUUGCAUCGUUGGACUUGCUCCCAAAUGGAUUUAUCUGCAUAAACGGUUCCAGUCUUCCCCACGCCAGUCCUACUGAGAGGGGAGGAUGGCACAUCAACACCCCACAACAGAGCUUCCCCAGUGGACAGCAGUCCCAGAUGGGGACCCUGACUCAGAUUCCGACCGGGACUCUGGAGUCGGAGAGGAUGCUGGCGUUCACCAUGGCAAUGACAUUUCGCACCGGCAGGAGGGAGUUGGAGAGAGAGGCGGAGGGGAAGAGGGAGAUUUCAACAUCUUUGUUUCCUUUCGGGGAAACAUGGAUGAUGAGGACUUCCAAGAGAAACUUGACCACAUACUUAAAAGGAUGCCUAGUAUGCUUGAAUUGGACUCAGACAGACUGCAGCCACAGCGUGUGGAGCCGUGGAACAGUGUGCGCGUCACCUUUAACAUUCCCCGGGACGCGGCAGAGCGCCUCAGGCUGCUGGCCCAGAACAACCAGCAGCAGCUCCGAGACCUGGGCAUCCUUUCUGUACAGAUAGAGGGUGAAGGAGCCAUCAACGUGGCCAUUGGGCAGAACAGAGGUCAGGAGGUCAGGGUGAACGGACCAAUCGGUGCAUCCGGUCAGAUGAGGAUGGAUUUGGGAUUCCCAGGACAACCAGGCACAGGAGGCAUGAGAAUGAGCAACCCAUCGAUGGUCCCCCCUUGCCCCAGUAUGUCUGGACAGGCAAUGGUUCCCGGCAGCAGUGGACAGAUGCACCCCAGACCCCCCUCACAGACUGAUGCAAUGGGCCCCAUGAUGUCCUUGCAGCAGCAGCUUCAGCGUCCCCAGGCUGGCCCCUACGGCCAAGGACCCAUGCCCCCCCAGGCAGCUCACCACAUGCAGACCAUGCAGGUGGGUAGGCAGCUCAACCCAGCUGCCCUCCAGCAGCUGCAGCAACAGCAGCAGGCCCAGCAACAAGCCCAGCUCUCCCAGCUUGGUGGCCCCCGUCCCCCCUUCAACCCUUCUGGCCAGAUGCCUGUACCCUCCGGCUGGAACCAGCUCCCCUCAGGGGUCCUCCAGCCCCCGCCAACCCAAGGAGGACCCAUGGGCCCAGCCUGGAGGAAGGCCCCUCCCCAGGCCCAGAUGACUCAACGUCCCCCCUCGCUGGCUACGGUCCAGACCCCCAGCCACCCUCCACCUCCGUACCCGUUUGGUAGCCAACAGGCUGGCCAGGUGUUUAAUGCUAUGGUGCAGGGGCAGCUCCAGCAACAACAGCAGCCAGGAGCUGGUCAGUUUGCGGCCCCCCAGCCUAAAGGUCCACAAGGUGGGCAUGGAGGGGUGGCAGGACCCCCUAGACCUCCACCACCUCUGCCUCCUUCAGCAGGGCCUCAGGGAAACCUCACAGCCAAGUCUCCUGGGUCUUCACCUUCCCCCUUCCAGCAGGGUUCUCCAGGGACUCCUCCCAUGAUGGGUCAGGCCCAGCUGGGCCUGCGACCUACGACCCCACAGGGUUUCCCUCAAGGGGUGGGCUCACCGGGCAGGGCGGUACUGGGACAGCAGGGUAACAUGCAGCAAGUGUUCAUGGGAAUGCCCCAACAUGGGCAGGCUGGACCUCAGGUUCAUCAAGGAGGAAUGGGAGGCAUGCCCAAUCGUCUGCCCAUGGGGUUCCCUAACGUCCCAGGGAACCAGAACUUUGUCCAGGGUCAAGUGACUAGCGCCCCAGGAACCCCUGGGGGAGGAGCCAAUCCCCAGCUCCAGAGCACCCAGGCAAUGGCACACACAGUGAUGAAGACAUGGAUGUCUCAUGGGGCCCAGUCAUCAGUCUCCAACCCCAACACCAUCCAAGGUCCAUCCCACUCCCAGCCCAACGUCAUUGGCCUCCACAGUGGCAUGGACGGCCAGCCCCCAGGCACUACCUCAGGCCCCAGUAUGGGCCAGCCCGGCAUCCAGACCCAGAUGAUGGGCCUCCAGGGCCAGCCUGUGUCCUCGUCCCCCAGCCAGAUGGUCCAGGGUGGGGGUCCGGGGCAAACGGUCCUCUCCAGACCCCUCAACCCCGGGCAGAGAGGAGGCAUGACCCCACCCAAGCAGCUGAUGCCCCAGCAGGGCCAAGGGGUGAUGCACGGCCAGGUGGUUGGAGGGCAGGGGCACCAGGCGAUGCUCUUACAACAGCAGCAGCAACAACAACAGCAAAACUCCAUGAUGGAACAGAUGCAACAGAUGCAAGGAAACAAACAGGCGUUUGGGGUGAAAGGUCAAGCCGGGGUCAUGCCAGGUCAGAUGAUGCGGGGUCCGUCUCCUAACGUGCCCGGUAACAUGUCUCAGUUCCAGCAAGCUCAGGUGGGCCAACAGCAGCAGCAGCAACAGAUGACUCCACAGCAGCAGCACCAACAGCAGCAGCAAAUGGCUCAACUCCAACAACAGCAGCAGCAGCAACACCAGCUACAACAGCAGCAACAACAACAGAUGACCCAGCAGCAGCCCCAACAAGUCCCCAUGGGCGGCAACCCCAACCAGGCCAUGGGUAUGCACGGUCAACAGAUGAGACUCCCCAGUGGUCAUCCUCUGGUCCAGCAGCAGCUACAGCAGCAGCAGCUCCAACAACAACAGAAACAACAACAAGCCAUGCUACAACAGCAGCAACAACAGGCCACGCAACAACACCCACACGCUCUCGGAGAACCCAGUGGCUGCACAGGCGACAUGGGCAGUGUCCAACAAAUGCUCCAGGACAUGCAGGGUCAGCAACAGCAGCAAGGCAUGAUGGGAAUUGGAGGCCCCCAGCACAUGCAGGUGGGCAACGGCCACUUCUCGGGUCAUGGGAUGAACUUCAACCCCCAGUUCGGGGGUCAAAUGCCCAUGAGUGGGCCGUGCGCUCAGGCAGGGGGGUUCCCAGUGAACAAGGACGUGACGCUGACCAGUCCUCUCCUGGUCAACCUGCUCCAGAGUGAUAUCUCGGCCAGUCAGUUUGGACCUGGGGGGAAGCAGGGGGCUGGAGGACCUGGCCAGGCCAAACCCAAGAAGAAGAAACCACCACGCAAGAAGAAGCCCAAAGUAGGGGAGGGACAGCAGCCGAUGGAGGGGCUAGGGUGUCUGGAAGUGGGUGCUGGCCUGGAGGACCCAGAGCUGCCAGGACCGAGUGGGGAACAGGGGGUGGGCAUGGACCCUUCUGGACCCAAACUUUCAGACUUCACCAACAGGCCUGCAGGUUUCCCAGGUCAGCCUGGAGACCAGAGAGUCCUACAGCAGGUGCCCAUGCAGUUCAUGCAGCAGCAGCAGCAGCAGCAACAACAACAACAACAACAACAGCAACAACAAAUGCAGCAUAUGCAACAGCAGCAGCUGCAACAGCAGCAGCAGCUGCAGCAACAGCAAAUGCAGCAGCAGCAACAGCAACAGCUGCAGAUGCAACAGCAGAUGCAGGGAAUGCAGGUUCCUCCAGGACAGCAGCAGGGGGUGGCUGGAGCUCUGGGUCAGACUCAAGGCCAGCCACAGAUGCACCCUCAUCAGCUACAACAACAAAAGCAGCAACAACCACACCAUCAGCAGCAGCAACAGCAGCAGCAGAUGCUGAUGAUGAUGAAGAUGCAGCAGGAGCAGGCUAAAAGCCGGAUGCCCCUCCAUCCAGGCGGGCAGCACCCCCCCAGAGGCAUGGUGAACCCCGGGGAGGCCCAGAGGAUGCCUGGCUCCCAGCAGGGCAACAUGCCCGUCAUGAUCAACCUCCAGGGGCACGGAGGAGUGCCCCCCUCCCCAGACAAACCCAGAGGGAUGCCCCUCAUGGUCAACCCACAGAUGGCUGGGGCAGCCCGGCGGAUGUCUCACCCCGAGGCAGGACCUGGUCCCCAGGGUACAGGGGCUGAAGAGGCCCCUGGUGGGCUCCACUCCCUGCAGGACAGACCCGGGGGCCAGGAGAUGGUGAUGCAGUCUGGGAACGGGGCCCAACAGAUGGUGGUGAACCAGGGCCCAAACGCCCACAUGAUGAAGCAAGGCCUCGGCCCCUCACCAAUGCCCCAGCACCCUGGAGCCAGCCCUCAACAGCAGUUGCCCCCUCAGCCCCAGCAGGGUGGCCCCAUGCCAGGCCUCCACUUCCCUAACGUCGCCACCACCUCCCAGAGCUCCAGGCCGAAAACACCCAACCGGGCCAGUCCCAGGCCCUACCACCACCCUCUCACCCCUACCAACCGUCCUCCCAGCACUGAGCCCUCUGAGAUCAACCUCUCCCCUGAGAGGCUGAACGCCUCCAUUGCAGGCCUGUUUCCACCGAAGAUCAACAUCCCUCUGCCCCCCAGGCAGCCCAACCUCAGCCGGGGCUUCGACCAGCAGGGUGGGCUCAACCCCACCACUCUCAAAGCCAUAGGACAGGCCCCUCCCAGCCUAACUAUGCCCAGCAACAAUGGAAGUGGUGGAGGUAACUCUAACAACAGUCAGCAGUCUUUCCCUACAGGCAGUGGAAUGGCCAACUCAGGCCAGGGGAAACAGGACAAGCAGUCUGGAGGAGGGCAGGCUAAAAGGGCUAGUCCCAGUAACAGCCGCAGAUCCAGCCCUGCCUCCGGCCGCAAAGCCACUACCCCCAGCCCGGGGAGGCAGAAGGGGGCCAAGAUUGCCCUAACCUCCCCUCCUCACCAGCAAUACAUAGUCAACCCCCAGACAGCGCAGACCAUGAUGUUGAGCCCUACCCCAGUGCCUCCUAGCCCGGUCUCUAUCCCACCAGCGGUUGGGGUGGGCCUGGAGGCCCAUCAGAUCCAGAGCCCCUUCCAGGGGUUCCAGGGUAACACAGCUGAGAUGCCCAGGGAAGGGCAAGGAAUGGCAGGUGUAGAGCAGCGGCAGAUGCCCCAGCCUCUGAGGGAGCUCCCCGCCUCCCGGAUAGCUAGCCCUCGUGUCCCAACUCCUCAGGAGGCUAAAGCUGGGCUUGAGCACACGAUGGUAGCAGGGGAGAGGCAGCCUGUACAGAAAGCUCCUCAGCAGGAGUUUGUAUCUGUGUAUGAGGCCUCUCAUGCUUUCAGGGAUGCUCCUACCUCCCUCAACCAGCUGCUGGAUAACGCAGCCACCCCCAGCGUGCCUGCCAGGCCCACUCGGAGUGCUCUGGCUGGGGAUACUAUCUGCAAGGAGAGCACAAAAGCCUCCAUAGAUCAAGAUAACCCAUCCAGUGCUUUUCAGAGCUCAGAUGUGGGGGCUACUGCUGUUGCUACUGCUGCUGCUGUGAACGAGCCAGAAGCUAAACCCAAGCCCAGCUCAACCCCCAGCUCCAAACUCCCAAAUCCAGCCGGUAGUCCUAACCUGCAGCCUAAUGCAAGCCCUAAUCUUAAUGCUAAUCCCAGCCCUAGCCCCAAUCUAAACCCGACUGCUAGCCCCAACCUAAACUCUAACUCCAGCCCUACUCUAAACCCUACUCCUAGUCUCCGUGUCAGUGUGGGCGCUAGCCCCAACACAGCCACAGUCAGUCACAGUAGUCCCAGCCUCAACGUUUCCCCCAGCCCAAACCCUAACUCAAACCCUGCAGUUAGCCGCAAACCAAUCCCCAGCCCUAAACCCCUGGCCAGUGUGUCCACAGUCCUGCAGAUCCCUGCGUCCUCUGCCACCAUCUCCCCCAACAAGAUAACCGUGUUUGUCACCUCCAACCCUAUCAGUUCCACCUCCACCACCCAGGCACCCCCAGCCGUCGUCUCCACUAUGGUGGCCAUGCCCAAUAAGAACAUCAGACCCCAGCAGCUCAGCCAUCAGACCACUGCCCCCCGGCCCCAAUUCAUUACCACGCCUGUGUUUAUUAAUACCGGUACCCCAAUCUUCCAGGUCCCCUCUGCGUCUGUGGCCCCCAACACCACAAUGGUGUCCCAGCCGAUCACCAUGGAAGGACCCAUACAGGUGUCCACCACUAAUAUCCAGCUCACCACUGCUCCAACCCAGGCCCAAGCCCCAGUCACAGGCUCUGCCUGGACCCAGGCUUCUGUGGUCAGUGUGGCCAGCACCCAGCCUGCCCGAACGCUUGGUGAGCAGGUCCAGAUGGCCACUAGACAGGCUUCCCCUGUCCCUGUUAGUAACCUGCCUCCUCCCCAGCAGCAAAGCCCUAGCACUCCCAAGCCAGAGACCCCUGGUGAGGCGCCCCCCGGCCAGAAAUCCAGCCCGCCAGUUAGGCAGCCGUCCGGCCGUCCCAGCCCCUAUCCCAAAGCCUCUGCGUCUGCCAUGUCUCCCUUCCAGCAGCCCUUAGGGUCCCCUCCUCCAUGCUCCCCCUCCCCGGCUGCCCAGGGCAAGCCUGUCCAGGCUCCUGGCUCUGCACCAUUGAGUAGUCCACCAGAUUCCCAGCAGGUUUCUAAGGAACGGCCAGCCCAGCCUUUAGGGGGGGUUUCCCAGCUCCAGACAGGUCUGAACGCUGGGGAUAUGCCCCCUCAUACUUCCCCUGCAUCUCUCACCCAGACUGAGGCCACGGUGUCUGGAGCACAGACUCAGACUGCUUCUGCUGCUGCUCCGAAAGUCACCACUCGUCCUCCUCCCGUAUCAGCUCCAACUCCUGUCCGUGCUCAACCUGCUGCACCAGCCCAGUCCCCUGUUUCUGCCCCAGCCUCUACCCCCACCACCCCUCCUCCAGUCUUAGUCCCUGUCAACACCCCAAUCCCUACUACUGCCCCUGUUCCUACCACUGCUACGUUUCUCCCUGAUCCGGCUCCUCCUUCAGCCCCAGUCCCGGUACCAAAUCUCUCCCAAUCUACCUCUCCUGUUGCUGCCACCCCUGGACCCUCCAAUCCCCCCAGGGACUCCUCAGCCAUAUCCUCCCCAGCGGCCCCUACCUCUACUGGGGCUCAGCCUGUCCCCACAGCCAUGGAGGCUCCCAGCCAGCCAGCCCCACCAGAGGCCCCAGCACCUGCGGCGAAUACCCAGAUCACCCCAGUGUCAGUCCAACCUGAACCGCUACAGCAAGUGGAGCCUGCAGCUACCGAAAAGACUGCAGAAGAAGUUGCCACUGUAACCGAGCAAGGAUGGGCAAAGAAAAGAAAGACGCCCGUCAACUUAGUCUCAAGGGCUGCCGUGGAGAAGCCGAAGGGUCCUAGCAGACGGAGCUCGCGGGCCGACAAGGAGGUGGAGGAGGAGACUGUGGCAGACAGCAUGCAGAGGAAGAGACCGGCCAGGCCUGGAGCCAGUGCCGCUGCUAAAGAAACAGGUGCCAGUCCUACCCAGGCUAAGAGAAGGAAGUCUAAAUGACCACAGUAGUGAAACCCUUGAACUGAACUGUAAAUGUAUUUUUGUCUGUCAAUCAUUCGAUGAGCUUUUUUUCUCCAGGAUUAUGAAUUUUUGAUGGUGAAAAUGUACAGAUAAUUAUUUGAAAAAUAAUUGUUUAUGUUUUGUCCCUGCUAUCAUGUGAGGUUGUAGCUAGGAUGCGUUUGUGUGUGUUUAAUUAAUCAUGUGAAGACUGAUAAUAAAACUUCCCUCAAUUGUAUAAUUAUGUUGUAAAACUGAAUAAAUUUUCUACUACUUA
Coregonus clupeaformis (lake whitefish) is the source of this 7474-nucleotide messenger RNA. Its product is annotated as nuclear receptor coactivator 6-like. Lineage: Eukaryota; Metazoa; Chordata; Actinopteri; Salmoniformes; Salmonidae. Gene Ontology annotation, biological process: positive regulation of transcription by RNA polymerase II. The transcript has 20 exons. The coding region runs from base 136 to 7200 and encodes 2354 amino acids. The record is from RefSeq and is a predicted model, not a curated record. Gene Ontology annotation, cellular component: histone methyltransferase complex; transcription regulator complex; nucleus.